This is a messenger RNA of Penicillium subrubescens, 918 nucleotides long. RefSeq lists its product as uncharacterized. The coding region runs from base 1 to 918 and encodes 305 amino acids. The record is from RefSeq and is a predicted model, not a curated record. The transcript is spliced from 4 exons. NCBI's taxonomy places the organism in Eukaryota, Fungi, Ascomycota, Eurotiomycetes, Eurotiales, Aspergillaceae.
AUGCUAUUGACAAAGUGUCUCAACCAAUGGCCUGGUGGUAUUCCCUCCUAUAUUAACCGCCACGAACAGGCUGAGGACGAUGUGAAAUCCGCGACUCGGGCUUGGAGGUAUUUUGUUCGCGAGCGGUGGACUGACAGCGUCGCCACGGACCAACAGAGACGAGCUCUGAUCGAAAGGUGGGCAACCGCUGACCAAGAAUUGCGCGAUAGCUAUGGGUUCCGAGCGCCUGAGGGUGAGCCUGCUUUCGAGGACCCUGAGGACUGUAUUCUUGCAUUAUUCGGAUGGGAUGGCGGUUACGAGCAUCUAGCACAAAAUAUGUCGUUAUUGACGCCUUUUGAAGAUAACCAAGGGGAUAUCUUGGAGACCUUCAAGUUCCGCCAAAGUGUCGCCAGACCAGAUUUCCUGGAUAUGCACAUGGCGCAGGAUGGGACCGUCUUGUUCUCAGACGAUGGUCCAAAACUAAUUAUUGAUGACCGCACUCUUGAAACUGGACUGGCUCUCUGGGUGCAAUUCGCGACGAACGGCACUAGGCAGCGAGCUUACCGGAGCCAGAUGCUUACCGACGAUUUUCCCGACUUAUUUCGCGGGGUACAUUUGAAUCAGGACCCAUUAGAGAUCGCUAUGAUUCAUAUGGGAGAGAGAGAGGGAGAGGGGUAUGAUGACCUAGAAAUGAUUCUGGAGGAUGACCCGGUGAAUAUGCUACGUCCUUUCGCGGAUGUGUAUGGUGUGGGGACAUAUUCUGGGGAGAAUGGUCAUGAACGGGCGAGACGCGACCUAUGCGAUGGACUUGAUCAAUAUGCGCCUGGGUUCCGUGAAGCUGAGGAGCUAGGUAACAGUCUGGCGGUUGGGUAUGAAUUGGAGCGAAUACUUGCAGAUGAAGGAGGGCCGCUGAGGAUCACGGAAAGGUCAUUCAAUUAA